This is a messenger RNA of Marchantia polymorpha subsp. ruderalis, 2036 nucleotides long. NCBI's taxonomy places the organism in Eukaryota, Viridiplantae, Streptophyta, Marchantiopsida, Marchantiales, Marchantiaceae. The record is from the annotation of a GenBank genome assembly.
UGGGCUCGACGCCCUCGUCCCAUUCGUCCCUCGCGCUCCCCUCGAUGUCCAAAUGUCCUAGCCUGUCAAAUUCCUCGCUGGUUCUCACUCCGCGCCUUCGAUGCCUUGUGUCCUCUUUCUGUCCUCGUGGUUUGGCUUCUCUUUGAUCUCCUCUUCCUUUCGGAGUACAUCUUUCUCUGAUCGCCGGUCCCUGAGUAGCCCUGAGCCUCGUGGUGACGGCAAAGACGUCAAAUUUGUGGAGUGAGUUGUGUGAAGGUAGCAGAUAACAAUUUGGACACCGAGCCGCCCGCUGGUGUGUAUGGUGAUUUGGUCACAGGUCCAGAUUGUGAUUCGUGUGUCGCAUUGCUUCGGUGGUUAAAUGGAAAGGUGAGGUUUGCCAUCAGGCACUGAGGGCAGAGGAUUGGGCGAUAUGGUGGAGGAUAGGAGGGUUGGCGGAAGGGGGGGCAGGAGCGGAGGAGGACGAAACAGGGGAGGAGUUGGGUUUUGCAUCGGGGGCUGAGUAGGAAAUUUGUUAAUGCCAUUGGCCAGAUUAUGAGACGCUGAGAAAAUGAGGUGGGAGCGGCUGAUUCGAGGGUGCUCUGUACUUUUGCCAGCGAAGGCAAGCGUUCGCGGCUUUAGUAGUCAGGGGGAUGCAGGCUGCGGAGGGCAAAAAUUCUCGAGGAAGUUCUCCCAAAGAGUUCUCAAGGAUUCGAAGGAAGGCCCCAGGAAUCGUCGACUCCAUGGAGUCCAUGUUUUUCAAUGCUCUGUAAGCUGGGUCUCCUUCUCUUCUACGUUGACCUGAAUGGACAAGGCUUGCUGCGUAGUCAGUCCACCAGCUUACUAGUCUCAUGGAUCAAUUAGGAAUUGUGGCAAACAUAUCUCAGAACAUUGCACGGCGGGGGGCGAACAUUCUGAAUGUUGACAUCUACAUUGAUUUUGAUAAUGGGUCACCUGUUUUUUAUUCUCGCAGUGAGUUCUCCUUUGAUCCAUUGCAGUGGCCACGAGAUGUGAUGGAAGAAGACUUCGCAGAAAUUGCUCAUAUUUUCAAAGCUCAAAAGUCCUUGGUACGCGUGCCAGAAUGUGAUGAAAAUUUGAAAAUGGCAGUACUUGCAUCUUGGCAGGAUCACUGUUUGGUGGACCUCCUGCACAGGUGGCAGGAAGGUGAACUUCCAGCUCAGAUAGGCGCUGUUAUAAGCAACCAUAGUAGGGGACCCAACACUCACGUGGUUCGAUUCUUGGAGCGGCACGGUAUACCAUAUCAUUAUCUACCCACAACCAAGAGCGACAAGAGGGAGGGAGAAAUUGUUGAACUUGUCAAAGAUACAGAUUUCCUGGUUCUAGCUCGUUACAUGCAGGUCUUGUCAUCCACAUUUUUGAGGUCCUACGGGAAAGAUAUCAUCAACAUUCAUCACGGGUUGCUCCCUUCGUUUAAGGGAGCGAAUCCAUAUAGACAGGCUUAUCAAGCUGGAGUGAAGUUGAUUGGUGCUACGAGUCAUUUUGUGACAGAAGAAUUAGACGAUGGACCAAUUAUUGAGCAGAUGGUUGACAGAGUAUCACACCGCGACACGUUAACGACGUUUGCCAUGAAGUCGGAGAAUUUGGAGAAACAGUGUUUAGCUAAGGCCAUCAAGUACUACUGUGAGAAACGGAUAGUAAGAUACAGUGGAAAUAAAACCAUCGUGUUUGGUUAACGUAAUGGGAAGACAAAUUUCGCCAGCUAUUUCCGACUUGUAGCAGAGGUAAAGCUAUACUUAGUGUGUUUAUAUCCACCUCCCAUCAUCCAUGGUUUUUGACCUGUUAGGAGUGACGAUUGAUGGUCACCAGUGAUCAAGACUUUAGUCCGGCUUGUGUGUCACGCCCAUGGAAGUUAGCACUUCCCAAACUUUCCAUGUUAUAGCAUUAGAAGGGCUCUUGGUCUACAAGCCCUCAUUGAUCUCCAAAGAUGAAAAGAUUGCGCUAAAACAAAGAUAUUAUAGAAUGCAGUGUGCCGUUCUAGGUACAUAUUUUGACGUCGACGGAAGUUUUGGAUGUUGUCACGCAUCAGGUCUGCGUCUCCA